UUAUGGCAAGAAAAAAAUUCUACUUCCGUUUUGUUUGUUAUGGAAGAUGUCACUCGGUGCACAAGCGAUGUUAUCUGCGGCAAAAUCCAAAUUAUUGAGCCUUGCAAGGGUUUCUGCUCUCCUCGGUAACAUCACAACAAAACAAUGCCUUCAACGGCCUCAGCGCAUUUCCACUGUGACCCUUCGACCUUUCAGUGAGGCUGUUAGCCAGCAGAGGUCAGAACUUGAAGAAAAGGUCCAUCUCACUGAGUCAUGUGUCAAGAGACUUGGUGAGAUCAUGGUGAAAGGAGAGUACCUGAGAAUAUGUGUGGAAGGAGGAGGCUGUUCUGGCUUCCAGUACAAGUUCUCAGUUGAUUCUAAUCGGAGUGAAGAUGACAGAGUGUUUGAGCAGGAUGGAGUGGGUAUUGUUGUGGACCAGGACAGCCUGGAGUUUGUGAAAGGAGCCACGGUGGAUUUCAGCCAAGAACUCAUCCGCGCCACAUUCCAGGUGCUCAAGAAUCCUCUGGCUGAUCACGGCUGCUCUUGUGGCAGUUCCUUCUCUGUCAAACUUUAAAUGACAUGGCACUGGUAGUCUACUUCAUUUAGCAAAAGUAUAUUUCACAAGAUGGCCAGUGUAAAAAGACAGAAGAGCUUUGGAGCACUAUUGCCACAGUUAUCUUUUUUUUUUUGUGCAAAAUCUUGCAUAGACUGCUCUUAAAUUUUUAUGAACUGCUAUCAGAAUUCAUUUAGAUUAGCUUCAGUUGUAUUGUGUUUUUGCUUCAUGCGUGUAAAAUUUGUAAAUAGCCCAAAUACAUUUUAUUUAUCACUGAAAAUAAAAUAUGGAAUUGUA
Molecule: messenger RNA, 829 nt
Organism: Syngnathus typhle (broad-nosed pipefish)
Lineage: Eukaryota; Metazoa; Chordata; Actinopteri; Syngnathiformes; Syngnathidae
Gene: isca2
Product: iron-sulfur cluster assembly 2
Exons: 4
Coding region: 47-553 (168 amino acids)
Biological process (GO): iron-sulfur cluster assembly
Cellular component (GO): mitochondrion
Molecular function (GO): 4 iron, 4 sulfur cluster binding; iron ion binding; 2 iron, 2 sulfur cluster binding
Source: RefSeq, a predicted model, not a curated record